AUUGAUCCAAGACUUAGAAUUUUUUUAAAAAUUUGUGACAAGGCUAUAGCACCUUAUGUUUCCUUAUGCAUUGAAAACACAAAAAAUUUAUUAAGAGCUGGCAUUGAAAAUCCUCCUUUAAAUCAAAGUAUGAUUGAUUUAUGUAGAAUUCACAAUGUAUCAGAAGAAUCUUUAAUACAUUCAGCAUUACCAUUUUUUAAAGAAAUUCAAUGUUUUAAUCCAAAAUUUAUUAGAGCUUCUUCAUCUCAAAAAAAUAUUUUGUUAUAUUCAUAUAUCAAGGAAUUUAUAAAUCAAGAAGAUGAAUUGAUCAAUGAAUGA
Entrophospora candida is the source of this 318-nucleotide messenger RNA. Lineage: Eukaryota; Fungi; Glomeromycota; Glomeromycetes; Entrophosporales; Entrophosporaceae. The record is from the annotation of a GenBank genome assembly.